GGAGGAGGAGAACUUUUCCCCCGGUCAUUUUUGAUAAACUGAUUUAGAAUAUGGUCUAGAAGCAAACAGAUUUACUUCAUGAAGACUAAAACAGAGCUCUACAAGGACUGGGAAGAAAAUGACAGUCUAAAGACUGGUGCAGAUGCUGAGCAGGAUGCUGCUAUCAAACUUGCCCAGGAACGAGCAGAGAUAGUUGCCAAGUAUGACAGAGGACGUGAGGGUGCUCAGAUUGAACCGUGGGAAGAUGCUGACUACCAUCUUUACAAAGUCACAGACAGAUUUGGGUUUCUACAUCCAGAGGAGCUUCCUGUCCAUGAUGCAGUGAUAGAAAAGCAAAAGAACCUUGAAAUUGAAAGAACUACAAAAUGGCUUAAGAUGCUGAAAAGCUGGGAAAAAUACAAGAAUAGUGAAAAGUUUCAUAGGAGAAUUUACAAAGGGAUCCCACUGCAGUUGAGAGGGCAAGUCUGGUCUUUGUUGCUUGAUGUUCCUAAGAUGAAAGAAGAAAUGAAAGACUUUUAUAAUAAAUUGAAGUGUCAAGCACGAGGGUCUUCACCAGAUAUUCGGCAAAUUGACCUCGAUGUGAACCGCACGUACCGAGACAACAUCAUGUUCCGGGACAGAUAUGGUGUGAAGCAACAAUCUUUGUUCCACAUUUUAGCUGCAUAUUCCAUAUAUAAUACGGAAGUUGGAUACUGUCAGGGAAUGAGCCAGAUCACAGCUUUGCUCCUGAUGUUCAUGAAUGAAGAAGAUGCCUUCUGGGCCUUGGUGAAACUUCUGUCUGGUCCAAAGCACGCUAUGCAUGGUUUUUUUAUUCCUGGUUUUCCAAAACUGAUGAGGUUUCAGGAACAUCAUGACAAAAUAUUGAAGAAAUUUUUGUCCAAACUUAAGCAGCAUUUGGACUCCCAGGAUAUGCCCACCAGCUUUUACACAACCAAGUGGUUUUUUCAGUGUUUUCUUGAUCGUACUCCCUUUACAUUAAGCCUCAGGAUAUGGGAUAUCUACAUACUUGAAGGAGAGAGGAUUCUCACUGCUAUGUCUUACACAAUUCUGAAACUGCACAGAAAGCAUCUGAUGAAAUUACAAAUGGAAGAGCUUGUAGAAUUUCUGCAGGAGUCUUUAGCCAAGGAUUUCUUCUAUGAAGAUGACUUUGUAAUAGAGCAGCUCCAAAAUUCUAUAACAGAAUUGAAACGAGCAAAGCUGGAUUUACCAGUAGCUGAGGAAUUUUGGAGUUUUCUCUUGUACUUCAAGAAUACACAAGUAGCGGUUUGUAAGAUGUCUUUUUGCUGCAACAUCAUAGAUCCUUACACAAUUCCUUUCCUCCCAGUGCUUUUUAUGGCUGGAGGUAAAGAAGAUGAAUUUCCAAAGAAGCCACUGGGGCAGAUUCCAUCAGGACCUCUGCCUCCUGUGCUUAACUCCACUCCAAUGCUUAAUGGACAGAACAGUACUGGUACACAAGCAGCAAGACAAAGGACAGAGAGAAGACCAUCCACAGAAGAAGAACCAGAAAGUUCACCAAAUGACCGAGAAAGAAUUAAUUCUGUGGAAAAGAAACCUUCAUUAAAACAGCAAAGGAUUCGACCAGUAGAGACACAAAACAGUUUGCCUAAGAAUGAGGUGGACACCAGAAAAAAGCCUCAGCCAGCAGAGCAAGACAACUCAAGUCUAUACAAUAAUGCAGCUGCUAAUCAGAAUUCUAAUGCUACUUCCAAUACAAGAAGGGAAUUUGUACCUAAGUGGAAUAAACCGUCUGAUAUCAAAAUAAUGGAAAAGACAAUGAAACUCACUGCAGAGGUGAAAGGGAGGCCAGCAAACCAUUCUGGUUUGGGCCCACCACCAAGUCCUGGAGAAAUGCAGCCUUUGAAUGUAAAGCAAAAGGUGAGGGUUUUGGAUGCUGACGAAGGUAAGCGAGGGUCUAAUGCAUCUCAGUAUGACAAUGUUUCAGAGGAUGAAACUGAGGAUGAGAAUGUUGUUGAAGAGAUGCUUGAGAGAGCUCAUCCACAAAGUCCUAGGCAUGUAGCAUUUUCUAAUAGUCCAAGAAAGCAAACAGAAAAAAUACCAGCUCCAUUAAAAAUACCCAAUAAUUACACCUUCACUUCACAACCCAGAUCUCCAAAAUAUGCAUCUCAGUCUGAUGGUCCAUCUCAUGGAAUGAAUGUAAAGCAGCCACUGCCCGGUUAUAGUAAUCCCCCUACUUACUAUGGGAAUUCUCCAAAGCAUGUUUCCAGUAUAGGCAAUACAAGUUCUGCACCUCUGCAUUACCACGGGAAUCGACCCAGCCCCUCUGGAAGGCCAUAUGCUCCUUUGAUGUCAGUAGAUUAUUCCCCAAAUAAACUGCAGAUGAAUUCCUAUCCUGCCAGUCGCCAAAAUGCUCUUCCACCAGCCCCUGCUCAGACAGAAGUCUCUCCUGUUGAUGCAUACACCAGCAACUCGAGGUCCUCCCCAGGUGUCAAGUUCAUAAUCCCUCCAGCAGAUUAUUUACCAGAGGAGAGAAAGUGGCCGGACGCCGCCUACGUCUACAGACACGAACCCUACAGGCAGCCCUGGAGCCAAGACCUGAACAAAGGCCACUUGGAUAAUUUCCAGAAGUACCAGCAUUUUCAGCCAACACCUUUACAAGACCGCAGUCUUCCUGCUGUUUCUGUGGAUAGUCCAGUGAGAUACAGGACUUCCCCGACCUUGGAAGAGAAUGGUUCCCCACAGUACCAAUAUGCAAACCCACCAGCUCAAGCCCAGCACUAUCGGAACAGAACUGAUGGAUUGUCUAUGCACGAGUCUGUGCUUCUUUGAGAAUCUGGCUGUGCUUAGUAAAAUGGCAAGAACCAAAACCAGUGAACAGUACUGUGUUAGUAGUAGUCCUCCUCAGUUCUCUGAAAUUUGGAUGGUUCGUGUGAGUUCAAAAAUAACGACACUAUUUCAGAGAUGUUUCAGACUUUGGUUGAAAGCUGGUGGAGUUCUUGGACUUGCAUGGAAGCUACUGGAAGUGAUCUAAUGCACAUAGACAUAGCAAUAAGCUCAUAUACAUCAUGUGGUUCAUGCUGUCGUUGCUCCUUACAUUCUAAAUAACUCGUGUUACAAUCCUUCUGCCUAAAACCUGUAACACACUGAAAAGUUUUGACUGACAUUGUUAAUGCACUGUACAGAUAUGUGCGUGUGUGCGCCUGUGUGAGUGUGCACUUACAGUACACAAACUCAUAUGGAAGAGAGCUAAAGAGUUUAAAUUUAAAUGCAUUUAACUUUGGGCAAAGCUUGUGAAGUACUUUUAUUUCAUAUUAAUUUUUCUUUGUAAUUUAUUUGAGAAACCAUUCUUUUUGAAUGGCAAUUUCUGUCAUUUUUAUACAGCUGCCUCAGCAUCCCAGUAUCUGUUCUGGUCAGGAGAGAUGCUUUGGGAUUAUUAAUUUAAUCAUAUGUGAGAGUUAAUUUCCUCUCCUUUGACUACUGUUUGUCAUUUUCCUCAGCAGGAAGGAGCAGGCAGGAAAAAGCAGAUAGCCAAAAAUGUCUCUCUGAUCUGGCUUAAAUGGUGCUUAAAUUCAGGGCAGUGUAUAGAAGUUUUUUAAGUGCAUCAGAAAUGGAGAAUUUGUACCUUCUCACCCAAAUCUACUUUCAGAAUGUCGUUCUAUAUGCAAAAGACUGGAGCACAGUGAGGCUAAUGCCAGAUACAGAAAUGGUGCUGCACCCUUCACUUUUUGCCAUGCUGUGCUGUCAGACUCAAACUGGUUGCAGGGCCAAAUCUCACAGAUAUCAGAGGAUUGCACAGCUCGUUGACACCUCUGUGAAGUGCACAAAGGAAUUUGAGCUUUGCUCCAAGCUUGACAUUCCCCAAGCUGUGUGAGUAUCAGUGUCUCUUGUCGAGUGGAUUUUGUUGUGUUUUGCCCUUUUUCCCCCCAAAUUGCCGGUGGGUUCCUGUCUGUGGUGGGGCGUGUGCUGCUGUGCUGUUGGGCUCGCACUGCACGGUGUUCUACACUAAAAGGACCCUGACUGUUAACAGGAAACUUAAACUCCUGCUGAUGUAAGUAAUUCUAGUUAGUCUUUGCAGCCUUUUCUACUUCAUGCUUUCCUUUCUGUUUUGACUGUGAAUUGGGAGUGGAAUAAAAAGCAGGUGAAGAGGCACAUGUAGGAUGGAGUCCUGCGAGCUGCAGGACACACUGACCUCUCCCCAGGAGCUGAGGCAGAGGAGGGUCUCACCAGGAGAGGCCCUUGGAGUGCUGAACAGAGAGAUUUCUCUCAUACUGAAGUACUAAACAUUGGUAUCAACACCAGUUUGGAAGGUUGUCCUGUUCCCUUUUGUUUUGUAAGGUUUGUUAACUGAAAACAUAGAAAUGGAUAUUUUUUUUUUCCUUUAAAGAAUGAGCUUUAGUGCCUAUUAUUGCUGCAGGUUGGCUCUGUAAGUUUUAAGGUACAGAAGUAAAACAAUUUUUACAAAUGGAAGUAACAUUUACUUAGUAUGUUUCCAAACUUUUUUUUUGUGUAUAUAACGUGUCUGAUGUAAUUUUUAAUAACUGGGCAAUUUUAUAUUUUAAAAAUUGCAAACUGCAGCGAAGUAACUGUAGCCAAGCACUACACUGAAAUCUUGAACUAAAAUUGUGAAGAUAAAUAUGACUUGGGCUUACUUUAGUUCUGAUUGCUUACAGCAGCUUAGAAAUGUAUGUAUAUAAUAUUAUGACUAAGUGUAAUAAUCUCAGUGUUUAAUGAUGGUUCUGUAAUUCAUAAUGAAGCUGUACAAUUUAUUUGUGCAAACAACUUGAGGCUCCAAAAUAUGUAUCAGCAUUAGUAAAUACUGUAGAUUUUUAUAUAUAAAAUAUAUACACACUAUUUUCUUAUUUCAUCUGCAACAGUUUUAUAACUGUGUACCCUAUUUUGAUGUGACUGUAUUUUUAACAUGUUAAAAUAAUAAUAAUUAAGCUU
Messenger RNA from Onychostruthus taczanowskii (white-rumped snowfinch), 4902 nucleotides. RefSeq names its product USP6 N-terminal like (gene USP6NL). The coding region runs from base 79 to 2787 and encodes 902 amino acids. The transcript has 16 exons. Lineage: Eukaryota; Metazoa; Chordata; Aves; Passeriformes; Passeridae. The record is from RefSeq and is a predicted model, not a curated record.